CCGGCGAGGCGGGCGGGGCGGCUGCUGGGGUCCGUCGUGCGGGGAGCGCCAUGGCGGCCGCGCGGUGCCUGCUGCUGCUGCUGCUGCUGGCGGGACUGCUGGCGGGGGCCGAGGCGGGCGGCGGGCUCUACUCGCGGGAGGCCAACGAGGCCGCCACAGCCUCCGCCGCCGAGUUCCGCCUGGUGCGCCUGAACCAGCUGUGGGAGAAGGCGCAGCGCGUGGGGCUCCCGGCGGUGCGCCUGGCCGAGCUGCACAGCGACCUGCGGCUGCAGGAGAAGGACGAGCUGAGCUGGAAGAAGCUGAAGGCGGCCGGGCUGGACGAGGACGGGGAGCGGGAGGCCCGCCUGAGGCGCCGCCUGGAGGUGACUAUGACUAAAUACGGCUUGAGUGGGAAGAAGGAGGGGCAGCAGUGGGAGACCAACCACAUCCAGGAGGGCUUCGGGCAGGAUGGCCUUGGGGACCCCCGGCUGGAGAAACUCUGGAACAAGGCCAAAAGCUCCGGGAAGUUCUCGGAGGAGGAGCUGGAGAGGUUGUGGAGGGAAUUCCAGCACCACAAAGAGAAAGUCCACGAAUACAACAUUCUGCUGGAGACCGUGAGCCGGACGGAAGAUGUCCACAAAAACACGAUCGACCGCCCGGCGGAGGAAGAGAGCGCAGCCAGGAAGGAGCUGCUGCAUCGCAAGCACUCGGAGCUCCAGGAGCAGCUGCACAGCAUCAAGCAGGGCUUCGAGCGCCUGCGCAAAGUCAGCCACCAGGGCUACGAUUCCGCCAGUGACUUCGAAGAGCCCCGUGUGAUUGACUUGUGGGAGUUGGCUCAGUCCACCAACUUCACCGCGCAGGAGCUUGACUCCCUCCGGGAGGAGCUGAGGCAUUUUGAGGCCAAAGUGGAGAAGCAUCACCACUAUCAGAAGCAGCUGGAGAUCUCCCACCAGAAGCUGAAGCACGUGGAAGGAACGGGGGACAAGGAGCAUCUCGGCCGCAACAAGGAGAAAUACGCCGUGCUGGAAGAGAAGACGAAGGAGCUGGGCUACAAGGUCAAGAAACACUUGCAAGAUUUGUCCAGCAGAAUUUCCAGAGGCCUCCAGCACAACGAACUCUGACGCUUCACCUGCUCAGCCUUCAGUCCGGAAAUGCAGACAUUGCCUGGCCUUCGGCCGCAGAUCUUCACCGGGGUUGCUUUGGGUUUUUCUCCCUGAUGAAGUCGAAGUCCCGAUCCCACCCGGGUGCUGCUGCUUCAUGGCGGCGAACAUAAAAUCCUGCUGGAGACAAAGGUCCCCUGGCGGUUGAUGGGAAGGGCACAUGUGGCAGGCCCAGUGGUUUUGUUCCAGGGCGCACCCCCCCACACACACACACACCCCGUACGAACACAGAUGCGAACCCCGUUAGGAAGUCCCUGCUGUGCUCCCGUGCGCCCUGCCUGCCUAAGCCAGAAGCCUCUGCCCAUGUUUUUGGCUCACGCCUGUUGCUCUAAGGCCGAAAGGGGAAGUGGCCGCCUCUGCUGGCUGCUGAGCAGAAGGGUGGAGUCUCUGGGGCAGCCCCACCGGUCACCUGCUCCAUCAAUUUGGGAGGGGGCUGUAAGCAGGAAGGACGCCGUGCUGGGGGGGGGAUGCCUGGAAUUGACCGCGGGCUUUUCAGGAUUU
This is a messenger RNA of Notechis scutatus (mainland tiger snake), 1640 nucleotides long. It is a transcript of the gene LRPAP1, whose product is annotated as LDL receptor related protein associated protein 1. Gene Ontology annotation, biological process: negative regulation of receptor internalization; negative regulation of very-low-density lipoprotein particle clearance. Lineage: Eukaryota; Metazoa; Chordata; Lepidosauria; Squamata; Elapidae. Gene Ontology annotation, molecular function: lipase binding; low-density lipoprotein particle receptor binding; heparin binding. Gene Ontology annotation, cellular component: rough endoplasmic reticulum lumen; endomembrane system; endosome. The record is from RefSeq and is a predicted model, not a curated record.